AUGCCAAAAUAUCGAACCCUAAAUGAUACAGUUGUCUUUAAUGUAGGUGGUACAAAUUUCCAAAUUCAACGUAGUCUAGUUCAAAGUUAUCCAAAUAGUUAUUUGGCAACUUUGGCUAAUUCCUCCGAAGGUCAAGAAAUAUUUGUUGAUCAUAAUCCAUUGGCCUUUAGUGUGAUACUCGAUUUUCUUCGAUAUAAACACUUAAUGGUACCAAAAAAUGUAGCUCAAGAUUACGAUGCUACGAUUGGAAAUUCGUCAUUAAGAGAUACAGUACUUCAGGCUUCAACUCGAAG
Molecule: messenger RNA, 293 nt
Organism: Dentiscutata erythropus
Lineage: Eukaryota; Fungi; Glomeromycota; Glomeromycetes; Diversisporales; Gigasporaceae
Source: the annotation of a GenBank genome assembly